AUGCCGUUCAGGUUUGUUUUAGCAAACUACAACCUUACGGACGUGGAUAUUAUCGAAGACUACGAAGUCAACAACGAAAUAAAUGAACACUGGACACAUGAAGAAGUGCAAAUUGUGGUAUUAGCUGUUUUCUUGCUGGUUGUCAUCUUCGCGUUUAUCGCAGUGACAGGAAUGGAUUGCUUCGCACGAAGAUGUAACACGUGCCUUGGACCACUUAUUGUAGUUGAAAACAAGGAAGAUCACCACACUCGAUCAACUGCUCCACCUCCAUACUCACCACCAUUGGCAUACACUAAAACGAUAACGCAUGUGGACUACGAUCCUCCUCAAUAUAGCACGAGUCACAUUACACAUCUAACUAUUAGUUAA
Cooperia oncophora is the source of this 369-nucleotide messenger RNA. NCBI's taxonomy places the organism in Eukaryota, Metazoa, Nematoda, Chromadorea, Rhabditida, Trichostrongylidae. The record is from the annotation of a GenBank genome assembly.